Messenger RNA from Spodoptera littoralis (African cotton leafworm), 2169 nucleotides. Lineage: Eukaryota; Metazoa; Arthropoda; Insecta; Lepidoptera; Noctuidae. The record is from the annotation of a GenBank genome assembly.
AUGCCCGGGUGUAGUAUUAUUGGAUGUGACACCAGAAAUGUUACCAAAUUGGAAGGUGUAACAAUACAUCGUUUGCCUGUGAUUGAACCAAACAGAAGUGCUUGGUUGAAGAUAAUUGGUGUGGAGAACAUACACAUGAGAAAAAAAUACGUCUAUGUUUGCUCACUUCAUUUCGAAGACUCCUGUUUUAAUCGAACAAUGCAUAUAGUCAAACUACGUGAUGGCGCUCUACCGUCACAAAGUCUAUUGCCCUCAACUAGACCAAAAGUCUCUGGUGUAGUGUCUGAAAGAGACCACAAUGAAGUUACAACUCAAGAUCCUUUGUCUGAUGCUGUGUUAAUAAUGGGGGCUAAAACGCCUGAACAAGUUAACAAACCACGUACGUUAAAGUGUGACGCUUGCGAGCGAAAAUUCGUAAAUCUUCAAGCGCUGAUUUCGCACAAGAAAUUUUUACAUACAAAAACCGAGACACCGAGACGUUCGGCGUUAAAAAAGCAAGAAGAUGCUAAACUAUCUAAGAAGAAGGUUAUACCAGUGAGUAUGUUGAAAAGAGUGAAUCCUCCCACGCCGGCGAAAACACCGGUAAAAACUGCUGUCGAUAAGACUCCAGAUUUAGCGGGAAAAGAUUCGAACCAGCCAAAGAAGCCUCAUUUCGAGUGUCCAGUAUGUUUUAAGAAGUUUCCUGUGUACUUUACUGCGUUCAGACAUAUACAGAAGAACGCGACGUGCUGUAUUGACGAAAAAGGGAACAAAGUCCCAGCAAACUCAACGAACCUAGUAAAACCGAUCCGCGUAGAAAUCUGCUUAACCUGUGAAGAUGAGACACGGUCAACAGAGCUGCAUGACUGUCCGAAGGCACCGAGCAGCAUUGAUCUCUACGAAUGUUUGGGAUGCAAACAAGUUUUCAACGGACUACAGUUGUACCAGCAUCAUGUUAAAGGGUUGCAUUCGGACGGUGCACAGAAUUAUUUCUUUCCUAGUCGAAAAGAAUUCACUCUAUGGAAAAAGAGUCUGCAGGAACAAACUAAAGUCGAAUUCGCACAGCUUAACCGACCGAAAGCGAAAGACGUAUUCCAUUGUUCGCACCAACCAACCAAAGUGACAGAUAACACACAAUUGUGCCCUUCUAUGAUAAUUGCACGAACAUAUAGUAAAGGAAUCCACAUAUCUUACUUAAAAGAUCACCACGGACAUACCGCAGACAGUACACCGUUAAAGAAUUAUUCUCAAUACUCAAUAUCCUUGUAUCCAAGAGAAAUGGAACUCAAAGAACUGUCUGAUGAUUCAGAACUAUAUUUACAGUUCAAAAACAUUAUAAUGUCCGUAGCACAUGAUGCUGUUAAAGCGGACAUGACAAUGUUGAAAGAAUUAAUAGGCAAAGCUCUAGAAAUGACUACAUUAUUAAAGGGAUUGAAGAAUAAUGAUCUUACUACUGCUACGGUCAAGAAAAAGUUGUCCGAUGACCAAAUUACUAAAACGUUAGAUAGCUUGCUGACUAGGACGGGGAAACGCAAACAGACCGUAGAACCAAAAGAAACCAAGAAAGAAGUACCCAAGAGAUUAAAAAGGAACUCUACGUUUGUAGAAAUUACAGUUGAAAACAACAUAGCAACGGCUAAAGCUACUCCGGUACCUAAAUCUGUUACAUUUAAAAAUACAACAAAGAAUAAUGAAACAAAAAGUGACUCUGAAUUAUCACAGACCGAUACAGAAGACUCACUAAAAACUAUACUAAAAGCAAGCGAAGUACUUCAAAACACAUCUAAGAAAGCGGAUGACACAUCAGAAACAUCCUCUUCGAAAGCAGAUGAUGAUAAAAAGGAUGAACCGUUAAGGUCAGCGUUGCAAUCUCCGUCUUCCUUCAACGAUUCAUAUAUGAACUUCGUUGGCCAGAAUUUCAGAUCUAGUCUAGAAUCGAGUACGCCUAAAGUUAGACCUAAUAUAAGAAAGAAAGAAAUAAUGAAAACUAAAAUAGGACAGUUUAAAGCCAAGAGUUUGUCUCCUAGGGAACCUAUGUCACCAAAGUCACCAAAUAAAGUUAAAAAUAAAGAAAAAAGUAAAGAAAUUACUAAAGAAAACACUCCUACUAAGAAUUGGUCGACUAAAGACUUAAAAUAUGAAGUCAAAGAGCAAGAAAACGAUUACAAUAUUCUUAUAUUGAAGAUUUAA